AUGUUUUUUAGGAAAAGCGCUAAGUUACUCUUAGUAAAUAGUAGAGCCACUGCCUUAUCAUUAGCAAAGAACUAUAAUUUUAUAAGUAAUUUGCGUUAUUAUUUAUGUGACUAUUUAUUAGAAGAGCAUGUGGGAAUCAACCAUUUUAUGAGUGAUUUAUUAGUGGUAAAUAAUGAAGAAAAAAAAUUAGAUUUAAAAAAAAGAGAAGAUCUUGAAUGUGUCUUUAAAUACAAAUGCGAAGAUUUCCAUGUGUACGAAAUUGAAAAGAACAAAAAUGUUUUAAAUUUAAAAUAUGUUAAAAGAAAAAUAUUAGAUGGUGAUGUAAUAAAGAACAAGGACGCAAAUAGAAUAAGAAAGCUCAGAAGUGAAGAUGAGUUACAGGAUCCAUGUGAGGAAGGGCGAAGAGAUAACGGGGAAGGAAAUAGCAAGCGAAGCGUAGUAAUUACUAACACGAAUUGUAUGAACAGCUUAUCAGAAAAGGAAGAGAUAGAGUGCUAUUAUAUAGCAAAACUUUAUUGUGAGAAUAAGAUAUACGAUGAAAAAAAGGAAUGGAUAAGUUUUAUUCUGUACAAGGUUAAUAAAGAUACACAAGAGGCAAUCAGAGAAAUUAGCAAAUAUUCUGACAUAGCAAUUAAAGAUUUUCAUUAUUCAGGGUUUAAAGAUAAGAGAAGUGUUUCUACGCAAGUAAUUACAACAAGUAGAAGUAAUAUGAAAAAAAUUAUUUGUAUCAGAAAUGAAUAUUUGAAAAAAAAAAACAAAAAGAUAUUAAUUUGUAAUAUUGAGAAGGUUGAUAAAAAAAUAGAAUUAGGGGAACAUUGUGGGAACCAUUUUAUAGUAGUUCUAAGGAAUGUUCAAACGAAUAAAGAUUAUUUAAGGAGUAGGUUAAGUGUUAUUAAAAAAUAUGGCUUCAUUAAUUAUUUUGGCAUGCAACGAUUUGGAGGCUAUAAAAAUACAUUCAAUAAGGGUAAAGCACUCAUAUGUAGAAAUUAUAAAGAGUACAUAAAUUUUGUUUUAGAUCCACAUAUCUUUGAAAAUAAAAUUUUUUAUGGAAAUAUUAUUAAAGAUAAUGUAACCCUUUGUUUGAAAAAUGCUUGUAAUAUAUACCAAAGAAAAAAAAAUGCUACUUUUGCCUUUCAAUAUUUUGUUCAAAGAAUGAACAAAAUACUCAGAAAAAACAAUGUUAUACCAAGUAGUAAGCUAAAUAAUCAUUUGUGCAUAAACAAAUAUUUGUGUUCGUACAUGACUAAUUCAGAGUAUGAAGCCUUUAUCCUUCUUCGUAAUUUGUACAUGUGUGAAAAAAAUAAUAAAAGAGGUGCAUUCUCAAACAUUGAACGUGAUGAUACAGCUGAGCAGCAUCAUUUAGUGAAUAGUUUUAAUAUAAACUUAAAUUUAAAUUUUAUUAGUGCUGGUGGUAGAGAAGAGAAAAAUAGGCACUUAAUAACGGGGCAGAUAAAUUGCAGACAUAUCAAACAAAAAGAAUAUAAUUUUUAUAAAAAUGAAAAGACAUGUGUUAAGGGAAUAAGUAUGGAAACAAGAAGAUUUCACAUGCAUUCAUACAGCGCAAAAAUAUUUAAUAUGUUAACAUCUUACAGAUUGGAAAAUUUUGGUGUGAAGUUAACAUGUGGUGACUAUGUUUUUACAAAAAAAAUCCAACCCGAAAUAGCUGAAACAAAAAAUCAACAUAACUAUAUAACUAUGUUGUAUGAUCAUAAUAAUCACUUAGAUGACCUAAAUAUUUAUAACGUCGUUUUACCUAUUUUAGGCACAUUGCCUAAUAGACUAUCCUAUUUAAAUAUUUUUAAACAGUUUUACAGAAAAUAUUUAGGACAAAAAGUUAGAAUUGUUUUUUUGGAAAUAUUAUUAUACUUAAUUUACACCUUACACGAAGAUAAUUUAUUUAGUGCCCACUGUAAUGUAUUAAUUGACAAUUAUGUUAAUAAUUUGAUAGCAAAAAACAGAAAAAAUAUUAAUCAAUCUAUUAUGUUAGCUAGCCAAAAUAUAUUAACCAGAGUUGUACCUAUUAAACAGACUUUAUAUAUAAUAAAAAAAUUCGAUACGUAUAUAAAUUCUUUUGAGUAUGAAUAUGGAAUGACUUGUGUUUUUAGAAAUGUAGUUGUAUUACCAAAAAAUUUAUAUUACUGUUUUUGUGAUUACAACGAACCCAAGGUAAAAUUUGUAUCCGAUUUAUACGCAGAUAACUUCAUAAAUAAUAAAAUUUUGAAUAUGCAAGAGGAAAACAAAGAUAAUUUUAACAUAAACGGUACUUGUAACACUGAUAAGCAAGGUACACAUGAUGGUGUUAUAGAUAAUACUCAUCGCGAAAGUUUUGCAUAUAAUAUUGUUGAAAAAAGUGAAAAAUUAAACAGUAAUAAUAAUCACUUAAUGGAAUAUUCAAAUUGUAAUGAUGAAAAUGUACAUACUCAAAUGGACGGUAAAGUAAAAAGUAUUCAUUGUACUUCUUUAAAAAGAAAAGAUGAACAUAUAGAUCCUGUAAACUUUCCAAAAGAUAUACUUGCACCGUGCAGAAAUAAGGGGUGGUGGAAAAAAAAAGAGAGGACAUAUACGUACAAUUUUAGCGCUCUAAUAUUAAGUUUUAAUUUAAACUCUUCUACAUAUGCUACUAUGCUAGUAAGAGAAUUAUAUGGAAAACGUAAUGAACUCUUAGUUCAUAAUUUAAUUAAAAAUUGUCAGAACUACGAUAAAAAAAUUGAAAGCUUAAGGCAGGGGAAAGAAGGUAGAGGUAAUUCCAGGGCAUCGAAAAUGAAGAAUUAA
Plasmodium malariae is the source of this 2772-nucleotide messenger RNA. RefSeq names its product tRNA pseudouridine synthase D, putative. Gene Ontology annotation, biological process: pseudouridine synthesis. Gene Ontology annotation, molecular function: RNA binding; pseudouridine synthase activity. The transcript has a single exon. The record is from RefSeq and is a predicted model, not a curated record. Bases 1 to 2772 code for a protein of 923 amino acids. Gene Ontology annotation, cellular component: nucleus. NCBI's taxonomy places the organism in Eukaryota, Apicomplexa, Aconoidasida, Haemosporida, Plasmodiidae.